Messenger RNA from Funneliformis geosporum, 340 nucleotides. The record is from the annotation of a GenBank genome assembly. NCBI's taxonomy places the organism in Eukaryota, Fungi, Glomeromycota, Glomeromycetes, Glomerales, Glomeraceae.
UUUAAAAUAUAAGGGUCCCAGUAUUUUAACCGAAGACACUGAUACUCUCCAUGUAUCAUGCAACACGCCCAGGCUAACAAUCCUUUCAACAUCCACUUCGACGCUCUUCCACAAUCACAAGAUCGGAAUUGAGAAAGGCCCGGCCCCUACAGGAGCAAUUGAUGAAUUGGCUUGGGAAAUGAUAACAUCAAAAGCGAACAUAACAUCUAUAAACGAGCUCGUCAUAAUCGAUGUUAUAAGUUCAGUUUUCAUUGCUUACAAUCAAUGGCCUGCUUGCACUUCAAGUGAUAAUGAAUGUCUACGUGAACCAAGUACUAAAGAAGCUGUUAUAAAUACAUAG